This is a messenger RNA of Physcomitrium patens, 2928 nucleotides long. The record is from RefSeq and is a predicted model, not a curated record. NCBI's taxonomy places the organism in Eukaryota, Viridiplantae, Streptophyta, Bryopsida, Funariales, Funariaceae.
GACGCGAUGUUUCCUGAUCAGCCUUUGAAGUGAUCCACGGAGUCCCCCUUGGAGUUUUGUGCUGCGACGCUGGUCUGCAGUGCUGUGUGCAAGCGAUGCCACCAUUGUUGUCGUGGUUUUGCUGAUGCUAGUACUACAGGUUGAUGAGGCAAAAAGCAAUAACCAGAUUCCUCUUCUAGGAUGAUAUGCGCUUUGCUUAAACCGGCGAUCCAAGCAGAGAGCGGGAGAAGAUUACCUGGUGGAAACCUUGUGACAGAGAAUCUUUAUGAGGAUCUGGGACAAAAUCGACGUAUCUUUUAUGUGAAUUUUGAAGGAUUGACAGUUGAUUGUUGAUCCUGAUCGAGCAGCAGUUUUUUCGUGAACUGUGACUUUGCGAUGGACCACUUUCAGCGGAAAAAAAUUCAAUCGUCAUGAACAGAGCGUUCAUGCAAAUUUUGAAUCAGAUGGAGCAACACAUGAGACUCGACGUCAAGGUAGAAUUGCUAUGUUGCAUCACUUCACAACACGCGAUUCCAGGUGUGUUCUAAAUUAAUAAAUCACUGGGUCCUGUGGAAGUGAUUUCAAGUUGCUGCCGAAGUUGCUCUCACGUUCUCCUGGUCGGGACCUUCUUCUGCCUUUUGACCGCACUUAUUAUGGCGUUUCAAAUUAGAUCCAAUGUAUACCUGCGAAGACACUGUCUGGGAGGAAAGCAAAGCUAGGUUUUCAAAAGGAUGUCUGAUCUUCAUCGUGAUGCCCUAUCUGAAGAUCCGAUAGAGACAAUUGAGAGAGUAUUCAUCAUGCCUGAUAACUCAGCUAGGUUUAUCGAGCGAUUCAGAUGUCAGUCGUUUCCAUAAAGGUCGUAACCCCUGAGAUAACCGAAAGGCUACCGCCGUCUCGUAUAUAUAUAUGAGCCGAGGAGCAAAGGAGUCCAUAUCUUGCACUCAAAUACUUGGCAAUCAAUAGUGUCGAGCGAUCGAGAGGUUCACUAGUAACACGCUUGAAAUGGCGUAGGAAUGAGGAUGAUUCUGCAGGCCAUGUCCAGCCGAUCCUAUCCCCAGCUCAAAGAGUUCUCGAUGUAAGAAAGGAUAUGUGGCUGCAGCUGGGCAGAUUACAUAUCCUCUGAAGGACCUAAAAUAAGCAUCAAGUCAGUAUGGAGUCCUCGAGGAGUUUUUGGAAAAGGUUCUGGAAAGGCAGCAGCCACCGAAGGAACAUGAUGAACAGAUGGAUGACCAGGCGAAACCGCAAGGAGAAAGGAACCACCACAGCGAUUGGAACUGUCCUGCAGAAGGAAAAGCUGCCGCUAGAAGCCGUGGAGCGAAUACUUUCUCAAUUGCCUCUACCGGCUCUUGUCCGCACAUGUUGCGUCUGCAAGCAAUGGCAUGCUCUCAUUUCGUCCCCAAGGUUCCUGCACGCACGAGCUGAGAUUCCAUCUGUGGCAAACACACCCUAUUUUCCUGUGGUGUUCUCUCGAAGCUACGGACGCAAAUGCUGUGCUUUCGACUUCUCCACCCACCAGUGGCAGCGUCUUGCGCCGCUGAAUUUUGUACCUUACAGAGUGACCUAUGUGGCGGGCGCCGGGGGCCUCUUCUGUCUCCGAAACUGUUUUGAGCUACUGGUGGUGUGCAACCCCAUCACCCGGCAGUGGAAGAAUCUGCCAAGGUCGACGGGGCAACUCUGUGCCAGCCAUUCCCUAAUCCACAUGGUCUUGGACGUUCCGUCGACGUCGUACAAGAUCAUCACGAUCUCGGGAUCGUGCAAGACCGAGAUCUACGACAGAAGCUCCCAGAAGUGGGACAUCACCUCCAACAAUUUGCCGCCAGGGGUGACGAGCAUCCGGGGCCGAACAGCAGCCUUCUGCAACGGGUUUUUAUACUGCAUUGUGGACGAAGGGAUGGGAUCCAAGCUGAGCGGCAUCAUAGCCUACGACCUCCAACUCGCGAUGUGGAGCUCCAUGCUGAUAGUGUUGCCUUCAGGCUUCGGCGAGGCCAGGUCUUCGAACUCCCUGCAGCCAGGCAGCCUAGCGGCUUCGUUGAUCGAGUGUCGGGGCCAUGUAAUGCUAGUUGCGGAGAAGAUGCAGCUAGGCGCUACUCUCGUCUCCAUUUUUGAACUACAGCUCACGAACAUCACAUGGAUUGAGGUGGCGACACUCCCUCACGACCCUGCGUCGCCAUUUGAGAGUUUCAAGCAUGGCUUGCGGUGUGACGGCGUGGUGGUCCACGGGAACGUGAUAUGCUUGACGAGCCAGAGCGGCGACAUGGCGGCGUUGGAUGUGUCCACCCUAACGUGGACACGGCUACCCGAUUGCCCUCUCGUGCUCGGGAAGAACGCCGACAUCGACAUCGCGGUCUUCCCCUUCCUCCCUUCCCUCGAUGCCCCCGUGUAGCCACUCACUCCGCACUUCCUUAGUAAUUCCAUGGCACUCCUGCGGUGCUUGCUUGCUUGCUUUGCUACCCCUCUCUCACACUUCGGUGACCGAACCCAUUUUUGUCGGGACAAGUUUAACAUAAAUUUGUCUGUAUCAAUAUCGUUUGCAAAACGUUUUGCAAACUUGAAAAUGAAGUGGAUGUAAAAUUGUGGUUGUAUGUGUGACAGUGUGAUGUGCAGAUGCUUUUAGAUGUUGCGUGAUUUGUUCAUGACAUGGUGUUCAUGUUGAAGGCUAGAUUAUUCAUAUAUUGAAUUACAUGAUCAAUAUAGUACAUAGUAUCGUACUUUGUAUAGGUGACUCAUACAAGAUAUGUAUUGCAUGAGUUGCUGGUCACUAGUAGAAUGAGUCAUUGCAUUUUUAGAAUAUUUACUGAUAAUAUCAUUGAUAGUAUUAAUAAAUUUGCUUAAGGUUGCAUUAGGACUGUCAUUAGAUACUAAAAACUUGUUUCUAAAAAAAAAAGAAAAAGAAAAAAAAAAAAGGGUAUUUUAUGUAAAGAAUGUGAGUGUUAUUUUAUAUUGUACAAA